CUGCUUCUCUUGUUAGACCAGUUACUUUUGAAAGUGCUUCUGAAGAGUGACGGACCAACAAAGAAAGAGGGAGGGAUAAGAAUAGAGUGUGGAAACCAUACUGGAGCAGAGAGAAAAAAGAUGAAGAUGGCUACCUGAGGACGAUUAAUGCAGCUAUAAUUUAGUGUCAAUAUCUCAAAUUGAGGGUUUUGAACACUGCAUUUGUGUGUGUGUGUGUUUGGAUGAGAAAUUAUUAUUAGAAGUGUUAAUGCAGAUACACCUUGAUACAAUGAAAGCAUCAUGAGCUACAGAGGGUGAGAUGCCAUACCACCCAGAUGAAAAUGAUCUGAAGGUCAAGAGGAUGGAUGGAGGGAUGGAGAAACUGAAGGAUGUGGAAAAAGAUAAAGAAAGUGAUGCUGGGGAUGGAUUUGGGAGACAAAUUGCAGAUGCAUCUGUCAGCCACCAGAAGGCAGCAGACAAACAUAAAUUCCACAGUGUGGGUCAUCAGAAAAAGAAACUGAAGGUGCGACCAGUUGCAACAUUGGGUAAGGGGUUUCAGAAAUCUAGAGGACCUCAGAUUCAGGAUCUGUUCAGUGAGCGCCCUGAUAAGACUCCCAUACAGGAGGAGAAAGGCAGUGCUGGUGGAGGCCAGACACUAAUGGAGAUGUUGAAACAGACUCUGCAGUCGUUCCCUGUGCCUGAUAAGCUCAAUUGGUGGUCCAGGGAAGGAGACAAAGCUGAAGUCUUUGAGAAGAGCUGGACCGAUAUAGUACACUCUCACAAGACAAUGGAAAAGACGCAGAGACACCAGCAGGAGGCGCUGUGGGAACUUCUACAUACUGAAUUCAUCUACAUUAACAAACUCACCAUUGUCACUGAUCUUGUUCUUGCUGCACUGGAGCAUGUUCAUCGACACGGAUUCCUCCAUGAGGUUACCUCUGCCCAGCUCUUUUCUAACAUACCCUCCAUCCUUGAUGCCCAUAGGCACUUCUGGUGGGAAGUGAUGUACCCUAUGUUGCAGAAUGUCAGAUUGACUGGCCAACCUUUUGACCCUUUAAAGCUUGAGCCAGGAUGUUUGCAGUUUGCAGAUCGUUUCUCUGCGUAUUUGGAUUAUUGUUGGGAGGAGGAGAGAAAUCUGGAGUUCACACGCAGACAGCUGGAAACAAACCCACAAUUUAGCACUUUUCUAAUUUGGGUGGAGACUCAUCCCCAAUGUGGGCGAAUGCGGCUGGGUGACAUGCAGGCAAAGCCCCACCAGAGGAUCACAAAAUACCCCCUGCUUUUAAAGGCUAUCCUGAAGGCUACACAGGACCCAUAUACACAGCAAGCACUUAACCGCAUGAUAAACAGUGUCGGUCAGUUUCUGGACAGCAUCAAUGACUACUUGCUCCUUAAGGAUGAUGAGCUGGCACUCCUUGAUCUGUCCCAAAAGAUAGAGGGAUAUGAAUUACACGGGAUGAGUGAAGAAAUUGAAAAGCACAUGCGGGAGUUCUGCCGCUUCGAUUUAACUACGCCUAUACAGGGCACGGGACCCAAAGUGAUACGCAAACUUAUAAUGGGAGAGACCCUGAAGGUUAGAGGAAGAAAGGACAGUAAGCUGGAGGUGGUGGUGCUGUUGUUUACUGAUGUGCUACUGCUGACGAAAACCCAGAAGAAAUCAGAGAAGCAGAAGGUUGUGCGCCCCCCACUGUCUCUGGAGAGAAUACACUGUGCAGAACUCAAGGAUGGCUACUCUUUUGUCUUGCUGGAGGUGAGUGAUCUCGGUUGCCCUGUCAGUGUGUACAGUGUUUCUACUCCCAGUCCAGAAAGCUGUACAGCAUGGACCACUACAAUCCACCAAGCCCAGGAAGCCUUGAAGUCUUUACGAAAAAUGGAGACAAGAAAACCCGAGGAGCCCAGUGAUCAGAUUCUAGAGGAGUCAGAUCAAUUGUUUCAUGCCAGUAUGGUGAACAUCAGUGAUACAGAGGAACAGUUAGAGUACAAAAGUCAUUUUGGUUCUCGUAGGUUUACUACUGUACAGUUAGAGCAAGAAGAGGAGAAUUUGCAUAACCAGCAUGUACAUUCACAUUUUCUAAGCAAACAAAUGAAAAACGGAGACAAAAAAUAUAAACACAACAUGACACAAGAAACUGAAAGGAGAGAGAGAGGUAAAAACGGGUAUUGUGAAAGCAGUGAUAUUUUGAGUAAUCCUACAAUUGAAAGACGGGUAACAUGGAAUCAUAAAGUGCAAUCGCAUAAAAAUUCCACUGCCUUUCCACAAGAAGACUUAUUCCACAACGAAAGCAAUAAGUCCACCGGUCCACAUCAUUUGUUAGUCGGUGGAUUAAGGGAAAACCAGUUGUCAUCCAGUGGACAAUUUUUAUUACCGAGUAAAUUUGAGUCUUCAAUCAGUGUCCCACAGCAGCAGUCACAGAAACCAGAUCUGCGACAGGAUUCUUGGUCCCACCAAUCAGGUGAUGAAAACGAGUCACUCUCAGAUUCAUGGACAUUCACAAGAAUAUUAAAUUCACCAAGGUUACGAAGGAAACGUCCCAUGUAUUCUCAGCCGUCUGUUCCCCUCCAGGGCCCCAGGAGAAUGUCAGCUGAUGCGGGAUCAUCCAACUCGGUCUCAGAUUCUGAAGAGAUCCAUAAUGUUCGGAGACCAUCUAAUACAUCUAUCAAAACCCAGGACCACCUUGUGCUUAAGAUGGCCUCUGUAAAGCAGAACCGAGGUGUGUUCUGGAAUGUUCCUUAUGAGAGGUCAUCAGAGUCUGAGUCUGAACUGCCAACAGAGACACAUAAUCAGAACUCUCAAAAAAUACCCAAAAUGAAAGCGCAGAGGAAUGAUUCCUUACAUGAGCUACAGUCCUCCCCUCUGCAGGGCCUGCUGAAUAGGGCUAAUGAGCGAGAGAAGGAGCGUGGAAUAGCAAAAAGAGAGGGGAAGCAUUUAGAAAAGUCUUCUCUUCAGAGUUCCCACAAUGAUCGCACCACUCCAUCACCCUCACCAAGAGAAACAGAGAAAGAAGCAGAAGCAGAGGAGCAAGGGACAUUCAGAGCAAGAUGGUUUGACCCUCAUACAGGGACGGAAACCAGAGUGAACAGCAGUGGCAAUGAGAGGAAAAACAGACCUGUCACGCCACUGGGUGUAACUGUGGACUGGCCAGGCUGGUGCUUCGAUGAUGAGGAUGUGCUGGAGUUCACUGAUCUUGAUGAUGAAAAAUCAGACUGGUUUGAACAGACCCUAACUAUGACAGAGCUCCGGAAAACACCAAGGCAUAGCGAAGCAGAUUACAGUGAGGUUUAAUGCCACAAACAUUUUCUUCUUGCAAUGAGAGAAACAGCUAGAAUGGGUUACCUGCAGCACAGUGUGUAGUAAGAUAUAGCUACCUCGGGGCAGAAUGUAGUAAAGCCCACUGCAGUAGCCAUUGUAUAUAGUAGUUUCUUAUGUGUAUAGUUACAGUUACAGUGUCCAUUAAAAAUUGUGAAUCUUUUACAAUCUUCUGUAUUUCUGCACAUAAAGUCUUAAAGUUAGAUGAAGAUUGUGCAAAUCCCUUAUAGCUUCUACAUUUAUUUAUUGAUUUAUUGUAUGGGUUAAUUUAAAAGUCUGGAGUUCACAAACUUCCUAACAGAACUGUAAGUACAAUGUUUUCUAUUUACUGUCUAGUAACUAAAUAUUUUGUCAGGUUUGACAGAUGUUAAUUCUUUAUCGUAAGUAACCAAAAAGCCGCAGAGUGUGCAUUAUUAGUGGUGGAGCGGUGGAGGCAAAAAUAAAUAAAUGAAUUUCCAGGCAAUAAUCUCUUCUCAAAAUUUUACCCUUUUAACUGCUCAGAUUAGACUACACGGCUUCCUUUUAUAGGCUGUGCUGUACCCUAUGUCCAGCCUUACUAAAUGAACACUAAAAUCAUUUAAUCAAACAAGGUUCACUAAGUUGAACCAAUAUAAUUCAAAUGAUUUCUCUUUAAUUGCCAUAUCUAAUACUAUAGCUUUUGACAACAUUCAUACAUUUGGCAAAUGGAUUUUCAGUAAUAUCAGUAUAUAGCAGCUACUAUGUAACUACGAUUUUAUGUUGGUAUCCAGUUAACAAAGCACUCAGACAUGAGAUGAAUGCUUUCCUGACAAAGAUGCAUGUAAUGUGCAGUAAUAUUGUGCCUAUAGUGUAAUUUAGCAGCAAAGGGUGUACAGUUGCAUGUAGUCUUACCCAAGCACCUCUGCACUCAAGCUGGAUUCUUAAGAACAUGAUGUAAGAACUGCUAGCAAAAUUUUGAUGGAAAAAGAAAUAGCCAGUUUCUUGUUUUGACUGUGAUGUGAAUAUUUUCUUAUAACAUGCCCACCAUUUGCGUUAACUGUCUCCUACUUCUUGUGCCCCACCCACUCAUUUUCCUCCACCCAGUUUUGUUCUAACUCUGUUAGAGUGCUUGGCCAGUCUUCUAAACAUAUGUGUUAUAACUGUCAAAUUUUAUGCAAUUAUCUUCAAAUCAGCUCAGGUUGAGAGUCAUCGCAAGCUGUUUUUCCUAUUCAGUUGGUUUUAUGUCAAGGAAUACUUUUUCGUUUUUUAUUUAUUUUUUUUAUUUUUUGCAUUUGGUUAUAGAAGGCACAUGUUAUUUGAUGUAACUCUAUUUAUGUGAAUCUGUAAAAAUGUAUACAUUCAUGAGUCUGGAGUCAUGCAGUGUGAAUAAAGCAGAGCAAAUCAUCAGUGAUAUGAGACUUUGCAGUCACAGUUAUCUAUCACUGAAUAUCUCAUUGAUCUUAACAGAAAUAUAGUUAUAUAGUAAUAUAUAUUUUCUCAGUGGUGUCUUUGUUGGAGAUUUUUUUUAAAGACACUACAAUGUAUGUGGCAUGUGCUGUAAAAAGGAAUAAUGGAAAAGAAUCUGUAAAUAUGUAUAUUAUUAUAAUAAUACAUGUACUUUAUUGAAGUAUAUUAUACAGUGUCAUACAUUAGGAUCAGCAAUAAAACAAUGUGUAGUU
Hemibagrus wyckioides is the source of this 4923-nucleotide messenger RNA. RefSeq names its product pleckstrin homology domain containing, family G (with RhoGef domain) member 6 (gene plekhg6). The transcript has 15 exons. Gene Ontology annotation, molecular function: guanyl-nucleotide exchange factor activity. Bases 299 to 3262 code for a protein of 987 amino acids. Gene Ontology annotation, cellular component: axon; endocytic vesicle; plasma membrane. The record is from RefSeq and is a predicted model, not a curated record. NCBI's taxonomy places the organism in Eukaryota, Metazoa, Chordata, Actinopteri, Siluriformes, Bagridae. Gene Ontology annotation, biological process: endothelial cell migration; Rho protein signal transduction.